Messenger RNA from Sclerotinia borealis F-4128, 1551 nucleotides. NCBI's taxonomy places the organism in Eukaryota, Fungi, Ascomycota, Leotiomycetes, Helotiales, Sclerotiniaceae. The record is from the annotation of a GenBank genome assembly.
AUGGUCUUCAGUAGUGAGAAGGGUACUCCAAAACCCGGCAACUUCACAUCACGGCUCUUCAAUUCAUUACGCACAAAAGCUUCUCGGAACAGAUUGAGGACAGAGCCCGAGGCAGGGGAGUCGGCUCAUAUGAAGGCAGAGUCGGAUGCAGAGAGUACCAUCAACAUAUUACAAUCAAAAGCUUCUCGAAAUAAACUGAAAAAGGAGCAAACCACUCGUCCGAAGACCGCCAAUCCGAAAGGAAAUGGGACUUCCCAGGCCACUCAAGAUUUCCGCCCUAAUGGCCGUUCGUUCGAUCAUGCAGUCGAUGAACAAACUGGAGAGCGAAUUGAUUAUACUGCUUUACUACACGGCUUAGCACACGUUGGAUCUUUUGAUUCUAUGCAUGAAGCUUAUGGCAUGGAUAAUCCAGAUCGGCCCCCAGGGGAGCCUGCGAUAGCCACUUUAUCUUCAAACCUUUGGGGAUGUAUUGCGAGACAUCUAUCUCUUAGUGAUGUAGCGAGUUUCGCAUUCUCAAGUAAAAUACUUCUGAAUCGAAUUGGGCGAGAUCCAUGGCAUGCUUUGGGCCUACCAGAGAAUCAUCGGUACAAGAUUGAGUUUUUGGUUCACAUGGACCGUGAUCUUCCCAACCAUCUUCUUUGUUUUCCUUGUGCAAUAUAUCAUGUUCGCAUAAUACCAGGCGAAGAACGGUUGAAAGCCACACAUAUCAUAAAUCAUCUUUUCGAAUGUCCAAAUGCUCUCACACAAGUUGCUCCGCGGGCUCGACUAACUGUUGGCCAUACUCUUCCAUUUUCAUUUGUGCAGCUUAUAUUACGAUCAAAUCGCUACUCUCAAAACCAUGGAGUUUCAGUAGACUCGAUAAGCAAACGUUGGAAAGAUCCACAACUUGGAGCCCAAGGCACAGGAACUUGGUCACAUCAAAGCCGAUAUUAUAUUAACAAAGGUCAUCUUCUCUUACGUGUGAUCAGUCAAUGCUUCCCAGAGCCAGACCUUCCCAUUAGUGCCCAACGAAACCUUCUCUAUUCCCGCGAGGAUUACUUUCCAUAUUUCUCGGUCUGCGCUCACUGGAGGGAUGGCGAUCUCAUGGAUGUAUGCAAAUGUGCAUUGGGGCACAUACCCAAGCGCCGAGAAGCCAUCUCCUCGCAGCUGAAAAGCGGUCCAAAUGCUAUUCUCUCACUAGCAAGCCAUAGGAAUCAGAUGACCUCACAAUGUUCUGUAUGUCAGCCCAUGCGCCGAUGUCCACGAUGUCCCACAGAGUACUUGGUUGAACUCAAAUUCGCCGAAGAUCAAAUGGAUCAGGUCAACAGAUUCAAGCAGGCUAUGACGGUAACAAGGUGGAGUGAUCUAGGCAAUGGAACGUCUCCAUUGUCACCGGAAUGGGCGGCGAUGAAUGGUGAAUUCGAGGGCUAUGAUUCUUUCGAUACGGUCAAAGGACGUGCGAUCUCGGGAACUUUUGAAUCGCAAUUUGGUAUUACACUUCCAGGACAGAGGAUUCUAUCGCUUAAUCCAAGGAAACAAAUGAAAGGGGAAGAUGGUCAUGAUUGGUAUUGA